Molecule: messenger RNA, 4467 nt
Organism: Euleptes europaea (tarantolino)
Lineage: Eukaryota; Metazoa; Chordata; Lepidosauria; Squamata; Sphaerodactylidae
Gene: PARP4
Product: poly(ADP-ribose) polymerase family member 4
Exons: 35
Coding region: 1-4467 (1488 amino acids)
Molecular function (GO): NAD+ poly-ADP-ribosyltransferase activity
Source: RefSeq, a predicted model, not a curated record
AUGCCAGAGCCUAUUUUCUCCAAAUGUGGAUUCUUCUUGAAACUGAAAAAUAUAACCAUUCAGGGGAAGAACAAGCUGAAGAAUUGCAUUGAAGGAAAUGGCGGGCAGAUAACAUUUGUAAUAAAUGAUAAGUGCACUCAUGUUGUCACCGAUGAUGCCAACACACUUAGUUCUAUUCACCUGAAAACCAUCCAGAAGAAGCAGCUUCCCAUUGUAGGUGUCGAUUUCAUAUGGGACUCCGUCAAAGAAAACAGACUUUUACCAGCUUUUAACUGUGCGCCCCUCAAGACAUCGGAAAGUACACCUGAUGCGAAGAUUGUCUCUGUUUGUGAGGAUGGCAGUCAGAAGGUAAAUGACUGUGAUAAAAAUGGCGAAUCCUACAAGAGCGAGUCAAACGACAGCAGCAGGACAGAUGAACUAAGAUCAUUUUCAAAUAAUGAUAAAUAUAAUGAUAAAUAUACUGUUUAUUUUCCUGAAGACUUUGAGGUUGCUAAGUAUGACAUCCUUGAAAAGAUUACAGCACAUGGUGAAUAUGCUCUUGUUGAACUUCAGUGUGCUCGCCAGCAUUGUGAUUAUCCUUUUCGCAUAUGCACACAUUACAGUGUGUUGGAUGGAAUCAUGGACCAAAAACGAUGCACACCAACUAAAACGUCUGAGGAGGCCCGAAAUGCCUAUGAGCUUUGCAUUGAACAACUGAAGAAGGAAGAUUUUGAAUUAAGACAUGAUUUUCCACAUGAAGCAGAACAUUUAGCUUCAACAAAAUUACAAGAAGUGCUUGAAGUAGAAGCCCUCAGUUGCAGCACCUUGUCUGAAGAAGUUGGUGUAUUUGUGGAACUGAUCUGGGCUGAAGCGCUCGGGCUCUUGAACCAUCUGUUAUUUAAACCAGUAACCAGCAUCAGCCUGAAUGACGUGAGCAAAGCAGAAGGCAUUCUGCUUCAGGCCAAGAAGGCACUGGAGGAAGGGAAAUCUCCAAGAGAGCUGGCCGAAGUGAUAGCAGAAUUCUACAAAAUUAUACCUCAUAAAAGCUUGUUAGGCUGUAAUGUUUGCAAAAAGCUGUUGUCCAACAAGCAGGAUCUCUGCCAGCUAAUCAGAGACAUGCUGAAUGUACAUGAAAUAAAGAUGUCUAGUCCUAACCCGGCAUCAUUUUCCAAGUACCGGGCUUUGGGGUGUAAGAUAGAUGCUCUGGAUGGAAAUAGUGAAGAGUUUAAUAAUGUUAAACAGCAAGUUGUUCAAAACAACUUUAGCAAAUGUCCCAUAGAAGUUUUGCAGAUAUAUAAUGUCAGCAGAAGAACAGAAAAGGCUGCCUUUGAGAGAACUCUUGGCAACGUUCAGCCCUUACUCCAUGCUUCGUCUCCAUGCAACUUUGUCGGCAUCCUUUCUCGGGGUCUCCUCUUGCCAAAGAUGGUAGUUGAAGUACAUGGCAUCGAAAGAACUGAUUCUGGGAACUUGGGUUGUGGCAUUUAUUUCAGCAAUUCUAUAAGUACAUGCAUCAAGUACUCUCAGCCUAAUAAAACUGAUGGAACUCGGUUGCUGGUGAUUUGUGAUGUAGCACUUGGAACUUGUUUGGAUACUUACGAGAAGGAUAUUUCAUUAACUGCUGCCCCACCAGGCUAUGACAGCAUGCACGGAGUCCGCAAGGCAAAAGACAGUAAUUCAGCUUUCCAGGAUGAUGAGUUUGUGGUAUACAGAACGAGUCAGAUCAAAAUUAAAUAUGUGGUUAAGUUUUGCCUCGCUGAUGACAAAGUAAAGGAAUUCCAUCCAACAAUUCAGGCUGAGCUGGAAGACGAGGCUCCUGCCCCAGAGCAUCAGUCACAACCUGAAGAUUAUAAACUACCACACAAAAAUAUGCUGAAUGAUAUAACUGCUGGUCUUCUGGACAGAUCUGGAAACCCGAUUCCUCUGAAAGAUGUUCAAAUCAAGGGAAGAUUAAUAGAUUUUGUAGCACAGGUGGUAGUAUUUCAAACUUAUGAAAAUACAUCUGACAGCCCCAUUGAAGCCAAAUACGUCUUUCCUUUGGAUGACACAGCUGCUGUGUGUGGAUUUGAGGCUUUCAUCAAAGGGAAACGUAUAAUAGGCGAGGUGAAGGAAAAAGAAAAAGCUCACCUGGAAUACAGACAAGCUGUCAUUCGAGGCGAUGGCACUUAUUUGAUGGAUCAGGAUGCACCUGACAUUUUUACUGUUUCUGUUGGAAACCUGCCACCUUCAACCAAGGUCCUAAUCAAAAUCACCUACAUCAUGGAGCUGAAUUAUUACGGUUGCAGUUUUUCAUUUAACCUGCCUGCGGCGGUAGCACCUUGGCAACAAGACAAAGCGUUAAAUGAAAAUACACAGGACACAACAAGAAAAGUUGCUGUUAAGCAGAUAGGAACAAGAGCAGGAGGGUUCUCUUUGGAGAUGUCUAUUGAAAUGCCCUUUAAGAUCGAUAACAUUAGCAGCUGGACACAUAAGCUUGAAAUAAAGAAAACAGACUGUAAAGCCGUGAUCCGUACUGUGGAGGACAGUUCCCUGGAUGUCAGCGGGUUUGUGUUGGAAAUCACAGUUGGCAAUGUCCAUUUGCCCAGAAUGUGGGUAGAGAAGCAUCCAGACAAAGGGACUGAGGCAUGCAUGCUUGUAUUUCAGCCAGCGAUUGAUGAACCGUACAGCCCUUCAAGCUCCUGGGGGGAAAUGAUCAUCUGCCUGGACUGCUCCAAUUCCAUGGCAGGCUCAGAAAUCCAACAAGCCAAGCAGAUUGCAUUAUGUGCUCUGGAAUCAUGUUGGUUUUCAGCACCGUUAAGUGUUAUAAAAUUUGGUACAAGUUUUCUACAAUUUCCUUUCAAUCCUGGGCACUGCGUGAGGGAUUUCAAUUCCGUGAAGGAGUUUAUUUUAUCUGCUACCCCUUCAAUGGGAACCUCUGACUUAUGGAAGACUUUGCAUUUCCUGAGUCUGCUGUAUCCUAAAGGCAAACGCAACAUCCUUCUAAUAUCUGAUGGACAUAUUCAGAAUGAAGCCAUGACCUUGCAGAUUGUGAAGCAAAACGCCCAACACACCAGAAUAUUCACAUGUGGAGUUGGCUCCGCAGCAAAUCGCCACAUGCUGAGAUCUUUGUCCCAGUAUGGAGCUGGAGCCUUUGAAUAUUUUGACGUGAAAUCAAAGGAUAACUGGGAGAGCAAGAUAAUGUCUCAGGCUACUCGAAUGUCUUCCCCAGGAUGCAGUGCUGUUUCCAUUAAAUGGCAGCAGUUUGACACAAACGCACCCGAGCUAACAUACGCUCCUGCUCAGAUACAAUCUCUGUUUCAUAAUGAACGACUUCUGGUCUAUGGAUUUAUCUCCCGUUGUACUCAGGCCACUUUAAAUGCACUAGUAGAUGGCCAAGAAUUGCAGACCAUGGUAUCUACAACAGAACUGCAGAAGACAACAGGAACUAUGCUCCACAAACUUGCAGCAAGAGCCUUCAUUAGGGACUAUGAACAAGGGAUUCUUCAUGAGAACCAAGCAGAACAUGAAAUGAAGAAACAAGAGUUGAAAUCCCUGAUCAUUAAGCUCAGUCUGGAGAAUUCCAUUGUGACUCAGUUUACAAGUUUUGUGGCAAUUGAGAGAAGGGAUAUGAAUGAAGACCAGGGUGCUGAUACUCUGAAUGUUUCAGAAAUUGUAGCCAAGGAGAAUGUAGACAUCUUACCCUACAUACAGUAUCAACCAGCAGAUGAACAUAGCGCCAGUGCGUAUCUAGAGGCAAGUGAAGAAGACGUAUUCAGUGGUGAUUGGUGUGGAGACAUGGGUGCAACUGAACUUUCGUAUGAACUCUUGCCACCAGUUCUUCCUCUCUGCAGUCUUGACGAACAGGAUUUAACUGUGAAGAAGAAGAAGAAAUUGGCAAAAAAAGUCUGCCCAAUGCUUGCUGGACAAAAACCACUUAGUGCUGUUUCCUGGCCUCAGCUCUCUAAGCUGCAGAAUCAGGAUGGUUAUUGGCAGCUGACACCUGAACUUGGGACUCUUUUGGAUCUUGAUGUGAAUCAAUUAGUUAACGUCUCACUAACAAAAAAGGGAAUUCAGUCUCUUGGUCCCAAGGGGAAAGAGAAGCUGUUGCAGUUGAUUGCUACACUUCUGGUACUGCAGGUCGUAAGAUUCAAGCGGCUGGAAGGCGUCACUUUCAAAUCUCUGACGAAAUUGAAUGAUUCUCCCCCAUCACAGGCAUUUGAUGCAGUGAAAAAAGCAGUUGAAUGGGCAAAAAGAACUCACCGACAAUUCCCUGCUAUCUGCCAGCGUCUCGAACUUGGAAAAGACUGGGACUCUGCCACUAAGAAGCUGUUGCAUAUCGAAAUAACCGGAACCCCUUCCUCCUUGCCACCUAGGCGCGCGCCUCGCAGCCCCGUCCCCGCCCCCUUCGAGAGCCCAACCAGCCCUGUCGCCUGCUGUUCCCCGAUUGGCUCCUCGAAGCGGCCCGCUCUAUUGGCGCCUUCCUCCAGGACGCUCCUGAUUGGCCGCCGUUGA